AUGACUACGUUACCCUCAGAGGCCACGACUGUCAGCGACAGUCGCACGACCUCUCUACAUAUGGCAACGACCACACUGAAGGUAGACGGCAUGACCUGCGGCGCCUGCACAUCUUCCGUGGAAAACGCAUUCAAGGAUGUCGACGGCGCAGGCGAGGUUUCGGUCAGCUUAGUUAUGGGUCGUGCCGUUGUUAACCAUGAUCCAGCUGUGUUGCCGCCUAGCAAAGUUGCCGAACUGAUUGAAGAUAGAGGAUUUGAUGCUGAAGUUCUGUCUACGGAUACACCCCAAACAUCUGACAAUAGCGAUAAAUCUGGUACACAGUCGUCUGUGACGACUAUUGCCAUAGAAGGAAUGACGUGCGGUGCUUGCACCUCCGCUGUCGAAGGGGGACUCAAGGAUGUCGCUGGUAUAUAUUCCGUCAACGUAUCGUUGUUAUCGGAACGCGCCGUGGUUGGGCAUGAUCCCGCCAUUGUUACUGCAAGUCAAAUUGCCGAUAUCAUCGAAGAUCGAGGAUUUGGCGCAUCAGUACUGGACACAAAGUCGGUGGAACCUCCCGAACGGCCGCUAUCCGACCAUUCAACUCAAAUGAUGUCUACGACAGUCGCAAUAGAAGGCAUGACAUGCGGUGCAUGUACAUCGAGUGUCACGAAUGCGUUCAAGGAUAUCGAGGGCUUGAUUCAAUUUGAUAUCAGUUUACUCGCUGAGCGUGCCGUCAUAAUACAUGAUCCUCAAGUUUUACCCUCGGAAAAGAUCGCUUCCAUUAUUGAAGAUGUAGGAUUCGACGCUCGUGUCCUAUCCUCUAUACCCCAUUUGGGAGUCUCUCAUAAGACCUCUAAGACGGUACGACUCACGCUAUACGGUCUAGAUGGCGCUGUUUCCGCAUCGUCACUACAAGAAACUCUAAUGCAGAAACCUGGAAUAUCAUCAGUCUCCAUUGAUAUCUCGACAUCUCGUGCCACUAUUGUACACAGUUCUACGACUAUUGGUAUUCGGUCUAUAGUAGAAGCGAUCGAGGAGGCCGGUUAUAAUGCAUUGCUCUCUGAAUCUGAAGAUAAUAAUGCACAGCUCGAAUCUCUUGCAAAGACCAAGGAAAUACAAGAAUGGAAACGGGCGUUUUUGUUCUCUGUGUCAUUUGCAGUGCCGGUGUUCUUCAUCUCAAUGAUCUUUCCCAUGUGUCUGAAACCUCUCGAUUUCGGCGGAUUCCGUAUCCUGCCAGGUCUCUAUUUGGGCGACGUUGUUGCCCUAGGACUGACAAUACCCGUUCAGUUCGGUAUUGGUAUGCGAUUCUACAAGAGCAGUUUCAAAUCGCUCAAACACCGGUCUCCCACCAUGGAUGUUCUCGUCAUGUUAGGCACUUCGGCCGCUUUCUUCUUUAGUGUCUUUUCAAUGCUCGUGGCCGUUCUCAGCAGCCAACACAACCGCCCAGGCACUGUUUUCGACACGAGUACUAUGCUGAUAACCUUCAUUACACUUGGUCGAUGGCUAGAAAACCGAGCCAAAGGUCAAACCUCAAAAGCACUAUCUCGGUUGAUGUCGCUUGCUCCCUCUAUGACUACCAUCUACGAAGACCCCAUAGCAGCGGAGAAGGCAACUGAAGAAUGGAACGAAAAGAACGAUGGCGCUACGUCUCACGCUGGACAGACUGGCUUGAAAGCAGUGCCAACUGAACUCCUUCAAGUCGGAGAUGUCGUACUCUUACGCCCGGGAGAUAAGGUUUCUGCUGACGGAGUAGUCAUUCAAGGCACAAGCUAUGUUGAUGAGAGUAUGAUUACAGGCGAGGCUCAUCCGAUCAACAAGAAGAAAGGUGACGCCGUCAUUGCUGGUACUGUUAACGGGGCUGGCUCCCUUGAAUUCAAAGUGACUCGUGCUGGUAGCGAUACUCAAUUGAGUCAAAUUGUGAAAUUGGUGCAGAACGCUCAAACGAGUCGCGCUCCGAUUCAGCGCAUGGCAGACAUUGUCGCAGGCUAUUUCGUUCCUAUUAUCAUUCUUCUCGGAUUGACCACGUUCGUCGGCUGGAUGAUUCUGAGUCAUGUAUUGCCCCAUCCACCCAAGAUAUUCAAUAAGCCCGAGAACGGUGGUAAGAUAAUGGUCUGUCUGAAGCUGUGCAUCUCAGUCAUUGUCUUUGCAUGUCCCUGCGCUCUGGGCUUGAGUACUCCCACUGCCGUCAUGGUGGGAACUGGUGUUGGAGCAGAAAACGGUAUUUUGUUCAAAGGUGGCGCUGCUCUAGAAGCCGCCACCAAGGUCAAUCACAUCGUCUUUGACAAGACCGGAACAUUGACGGAAGGUAAAAUGAGCGUCGCUGAAAUUAAACUGGAACCAACCUGGAAGAGCAAUGAUUGGCGCCGCAAGCUUUGGUGGCAGAUCGUUGGUCUCGCAGAGACUAAUAGCGAACACCCAGUAGCGAGAGCUAUUGUUGCUGCGGCAAAGCAAGAGAUGAGUUUGAUGAAGGACGAUACUCUGGAUGGAACCAUAGGCACCUUUGAUGUAACCGUUGGGAAGGGUAUAUCAGCCACUGUCGAACCCAUGUCAAGUGUGGAACGGACUCGGUAUCAUGUUCUUAUGGGCAAUGCUAUCUUCCUUCGCUCCAGCGGUGUGAACGUUCCAGAGUCUGUUGAUCAAACUACACUGAAAGAUACUGCUUCCGCUGGAUCAAAAAUGGACGAGUCUGCAGGAUUUACCCAGAUUCAUGUUGCCAUCGACGGUCAUUACACAGGUACAAUUUCGCUACGGGACGUGCUCAAACCUAGUGCUGUUGCAGUUGUUGCAGCACUACAUAAGAUGGGGUAUCAUGUCUCAAUUGUUACUGGUGAUACCUACCCUGCCGCGUUGGCAGUCGCGCGCGCUCUCGGCAUUCCCAAGGACUCCGUCAAGGCAGGCGUUGUCCCCAGUGGAAAGAAGAAAAUCGUUGAGUCCUAUCAAGCUGCAGGCGACAAAGUGGCCAUGGUUGGCGAUGGAAUCAACGACUCGCCAGCUCUGGCAACUGCAUUGGUCGGUAUAGCCCUCGCUUCCGGAACCGACGUCGCCAUGGAAGCCGCCGACGUGGUUCUCAUGCGAUCCGAUGACCUCCUCGCCGUCCCAGCAAGUUUAUCACUUGCUCGCACCAUCUUCAACCGUAUCAAGUUGAACCUGAUCUGGGCCUGCGUCUACAACAUAAUCGGUCUCCCAUUCGCCAUGGGGAUUUUCCUACCAUUCGGCGGUGCACCCUUACCCCCAAUGGCUGCGGGCGCUGCAAUGGCAGCAUCCAGUGUAUCCGUGGUAGGAAGUAGUCUCCUUCUCAAAUUCUGGAAACGACCUGGUUGGAUGGAAAUUGAGCAACUUGAGGAAGACGCCAAUUCAGGAUUCACCAAGCCUCCUACUUCAUCUUCCACGGCAUCAAGAUGGAAAGCAAGUCCAUUCAAUGGUGCUGGUAGUAACAGACACGGCACUGUCUCUCGUCUUCGCACCGCGUUCACAAAACUUGUGUUUGGUAGACAAUCCAAACAAAUCCGAGAAGAGGAGGGAUAUCACGAAUUACUAUGUUAUGUCUACGAACGGAAUAUGAAAAACUAUGAGACUUUUUCCAAGGUUCCCUUCGUAAGAUUAUUCAGGGGGCCUAGUCAACUUAACGUACUCCACAGGUCAUCCAGACACCGCCCAAAAUGCUCGCUUACGCAGCGCCAACUACUAAAGUUAUUACUGGCGCUCAAACUACCGGGGAUCCUGAACUUAUUCAACCUGGCUAGCGAGAAUGGGUUACUAGCAUUGAAACAGUCGAAGCAACUGGUGAAGUCUUACCGUCUUCAAAGCACAGCACAAGCAGAAGGAUCGGUUCAAUGA
Molecule: messenger RNA, 3816 nt
Organism: Talaromyces stipitatus ATCC 10500
Lineage: Eukaryota; Fungi; Ascomycota; Eurotiomycetes; Eurotiales; Trichocomaceae
Product: copper-transporting ATPase, putative
Exons: 3
Coding region: 1-3816 (1271 amino acids)
Biological process (GO): copper ion homeostasis; monoatomic cation transport
Cellular component (GO): membrane
Molecular function (GO): ATP hydrolysis activity; P-type divalent copper transporter activity; copper ion binding
Source: RefSeq, a predicted model, not a curated record